Galleria mellonella (greater wax moth) is the source of this 945-nucleotide messenger RNA. It is a transcript of the gene vito, whose product is annotated as nucleolar protein 12. The transcript has 3 exons. Gene Ontology annotation, cellular component: nucleolus. Gene Ontology annotation, molecular function: RNA binding. Lineage: Eukaryota; Metazoa; Arthropoda; Insecta; Lepidoptera; Pyralidae. Bases 136 to 804 code for a protein of 222 amino acids. The record is from RefSeq and is a predicted model, not a curated record.
CGUCAGUCACUUUCCGAAAUCUUAAAUUCCAUUUGUUGAUAGAAUAAAACACAUGCUUUAUUGCUUACUUUCUACUUUUUAUUACCUAUAUUAUAUUUAUUUAGUAUAAUAAGUAAAUAUUAAUUGAUUUUAAAAAUGGGUAAAAAGAAAAAUAAAAACAAUGAAAAGAAAAAUAAAAUUAAUUUAGUUUUCGAUGAAAACAAGCGAAAAGAAUUUCUAUGUGGUUUCCGAAAACGUAAACUAGAAAGAAAAAAGAAAGCGCAAGAGGAAUUGCAACAACUGUUGAAGAAUGAAAAAAGAAGAAUAAAACAAGAGAAUAAAGAAUCAUACAAGAAACUAGUAUUGUCUAGUCGUCCAAUACCAGAUAUAGAACAGUUACUACAAGAAGAAUAUGAAGAUGAGGAUGUAAAUGUUAAGAUAGUGGAGCUCUCGUCUGAUACAUUGCAAAAGAAAGAUUUAGUUAUAGGUGAAAAUAAACCUAAAGUAGCUAAUGAGAAUACAGAAAAAAAGAAAAGUCAUAAUUUGAUGCGGAAAAUCCCAGGCAUGGAUUCAGAUGUAGGCAGUGAACCAGAGGAAUCAGAUACAGAAGAAACCCAAGAUAACAAAUUAAAAACAAAGAAAGAAGUAAAAAGAUUGCUGAAAAAACAAGCAACAAAAAAAGUCCAGAAAAGUAAAGUUUUCCAAAUGAAAAAUAAAUUGGAGAGAGUUAAGAACAAGAAGAAAUCUCAUCAGAAAAAACACCACAUGAAAGGAAAAAAUGAUCCAAAAAAGUCUAAAAAGCAAUUAGGCAGAAGGAAACAUUAAAAAUAUAAGUCAAUUUUAAAAUAAAAAUUGUAUUUUAUUGAAAUCAAAUUAACACUGAAUGAGGUAGUUGUAGUCUUACUACUAUUUACUUUUAAUAUGUUUAUCACAUUCAAUAAUUAUAAAUAUAUAAUCAAAAUUCAA